Messenger RNA from Lottia gigantea (owl limpet), 1527 nucleotides. RefSeq lists its product as hypothetical. Lineage: Eukaryota; Metazoa; Mollusca; Gastropoda; Lottiidae. Gene Ontology annotation, cellular component: plasma membrane. The record is from RefSeq and is a predicted model, not a curated record. The coding region runs from base 1 to 1527 and encodes 508 amino acids. Gene Ontology annotation, biological process: adenylate cyclase-modulating G protein-coupled receptor signaling pathway; cell surface receptor signaling pathway. The transcript is spliced from 11 exons. Gene Ontology annotation, molecular function: G protein-coupled peptide receptor activity.
AUGGAACAGUGUCGAGACCGAUAUGGCGAAUUCUCUAAGGGAAUGUUCAAUCUAUGGACGUGUGCCAUGUGUUAUCAUUACCUCUUUCAAGACAAGAUGGAGUUAAGGGUCAACUGGCCGCAUGGACAUACCUUAACUGCUGGAAACAGCUCCGAAUCGUCCAUUAUCAUAUAUCCAGAUAUUUACAAUCACAGUGUAACAAGCCUGGUCUGUAAGACUCUUGAUACUCGUGAUUGUAAUCGUUGGACUGAGUGCUGUAAAGCUGCUGCUAAAUGUUGUGAGAAGCAGCUACACGAGCGAUUACCCGCCAAAAUCGGUGAUGAUUCUUGCCCGAGAACGUGGGAUGGUUUUAGUUGUGUUGAUGCUGCAAAGAAAAGAACUACUGUUUAUUUGGCUUGUCCAUCCUACAUAGAGCAGCGGUCGGCCAUGGGUCGAGCUGAAAAGAUCUGUGAUGGAAAUGGAAGUUGGUUUAGAGAACCAGAAAAUGGUUUAGAAUGGACUGAUUACACUAAAUGUGUUAAUCUGGAGGGAUACAAGUUACUGUACAAUGUUGUUAUAAUAUGUAAUGUGAUCAGUUUAUUAUUAUUAUUACCUGGAUGUUUAAUAUUUAUUGGAUUCAGACAUCUAAGACAACAACAUCGAGUACGAAUACAUUUAAACCUGUUUAUAUCGUUUUUAUUGAGAAAUAUAGUGUAUAUUUUAUGGGACAACUUAGUAUAUAACGACCGCCUUGAAAACAGAGCAGCAGAAACCUUUAUGCAUCAAAAUACGAUUAGUUGUAAAAUUCUGUACAUCUUAACCAGAUAUUCACUGGCGGUCAAUUUUUGUUGGAUGUUUUUAGAAGGUUUCCAUCUACACCGUUUGAUAGUUAGUGCGUUUAAGAUUCCAAGCACCAUUCAGUCUUAUUACUUCUGUGGGUGGUUAGCCCCUAUGCUAGCAGUAUCAGUGUACAGUACAAUUAGAAUUCACAGAAAAGACAAAGGAUGCUGGGUUGAAAAUGCUGGAAGUUUUGAAUGGGUUCUGUACACUCCCAAUCUUAUAUGUAUAAUCGCAAAUGUGUUCUUUCUAUGUGGUAUAUUGCGGAUCCUGUUAUCCCAGUUGCAAUCACAUCCAAAUGAACCAAGCAAUUUCAGAAGAGCUCUGAAAGCUUCGAUUGUAUUGGUACCAUUGUUUGGUCUUCAGUUGUUCCUAGUAAUAUAUCGUCCAGUACCGGAAUCUUACUAUUCUUUCUUAUUUGAGAUUGUGGCUGCUGUUAUUACUAAUUCUCAGGGCGCCAUUAUUGCUUUAUGGUUAUGUUAUUUCAACAAAGAGGUGCAUCAAAAAGUACGAGCUCAUAUUCCAUAUUUCAAAAAGAGAAAUGGGUAUCGCCAUGAUGAAGUCAGAAGUGGCUUUAAUAGAAAUAUCCAUCCAGAAGCAGAUGAAAAUUGUCAAGAAACAUGUGGCCUACGGACAAGUAAAAUGCUUCUUCAUAAUAAUCCGCAACCAAGUGAAAUGCUUCAGUUGCAGACUUUCAAAUCAGGCUAUUAG